AAUAAAUAAGCACAAGAUCCACGUCUUGCAUUAAAACUUGCCUUGUCAAAGAGGUUGUCUUUGACUCGUAAGUGUAGCCAUCUCUCUAUAUAUAUCUACAUCAACCAUGGGGUGUGUGUGUCAGUGUGUUCAUAUAUUUUUAUAUAUCUAAAAGAUAUUUUCACAUUAUAAAAAAAGAGAUUCUACACAGUGCACAAGCAAGUGUUUCGAAUAUUUUCCACAAAACUGAGAUCUGAGCUAAAUGGAUCAUGAUCAUAUGUUAAACUUGGUUCCAUGCGGACUACAAGAAGUAGCAGAGGAAGAAGAAAUCGAGGAAAAUGACGAUAACGAGAGCGUCAAUUUGUCGUCGGCGCCAGAAAAUGAGAUGUCAGAGUGUUCAUCGUCUCCGGCGGCGUAUCCUCCGAUUCCUCCUCAGCCUAAAACUCCGAGAGAGCCGAUGGAGUUUCUAUGCAGAUCAUGGAGCAUUUCUACGUCUGAGAUCUCUAUAGCUUUAUCCUCUCAGAAAUCUAAUAAACAACUCAACAAAAAUAAUAAGUUUUCUCCGAUGACCGCCGUCAGUUCACCGGCUCCGGCACCACCACCACCACCACCGCCGCUACUCACGGGAAAGAUAGCGAGUGCGAUUCACGCGCGGAGAACGGGAACGAUCGGGAAAUGGUUCCACCACCGAGAAUUUGCCGGCGGAAGGGUCUCCGGCGUAAGGAAGAGAGAUAAAGCUCGCGUGGAGAACGCGCAUCUUCAUACCGCCGUCUCGAUUGCGUCUCUUGCGGCUGCCAUCGCCGCCGUGACCGCUUCGGUCAACCAAGACGUCUUAACCUUAACGGAAUCAAAGAUGAUGAGCUCAGCUCUGGCUUCGGCAUCGGAGCUGCUAGCUUCUCACUGCGUCGAACUGGCGGAGCUCUCCGGCGCCGGUCACGAUCGCUUGGUCUCUGCUGUCCGAUCAGCCGUCGAUGUUCGUAGCCCGGGCGAUUUGUUGACUCUAACGGCUGCAGCUGCAACAGCAUUGAGAGGAGAAGCAGCUUUAAGGUCGAGACUACCAAAGGAAGCUAAGAACAAUGCAGCUAUAAGCCCUUGCGAAAGAGCUUUGCCAGAGACUCAUGACUGUUUAUCCGAGAUUGAUUGCGCCAGUAGCACAACCACCGAUGAACAUGUAUCCACACAGGGAGUCGAGGAAUUAGAUUCGACCUGUACUGGAGAGCUAAUGCAGUGCGCACGAAAUGGAGUUCUGCGGGGGAAGCAUGUAAAAGUGUACAUCAACAAGAAAUCUCAGGUCGUAGUAGAAAUCAAAAGCAAACAUGUUGGAGGAGCGUUCUCCAUGAAAAGCAAAGGUAUUGUAAACGAUGUAUGCGAGACAGUCUCGGACCUGCAAAAUGGAAAAGAAACAGAAAACGCAGAAGAAGAGCUAUAUUUCGGAAUCAGCACAGGGAAAGGCCUGACAAAGUUCAAGUGCAAGAGCAAGGCUGAUAAGCAGACAUGGGUCGAUAGCAUCCGGAAUCUUCUCCAUCGAGUAACUGCUGUUGAGGUUAUCAACACUUCUCUUGAAACUACAAACAUUGGCGAUAGCACAUAAGUCAUUGCUUGUGUUAUAACUGUAUUAGUGUUGGUUUUGUUCAUUUUAUGUUUGUUUCAAGCACAUAUAUCUGUAAGUACGCGUAGUGUUUAUUUUUUUUCAUCUUUUCUUGUUUUAUCUCAGUCAGUUGUAAACAUUCUUUCUAGAAAUAAUGAAGAAGAUUAUAAAUAAGGAUAAUGAAUCUCACCGGAGGAAUGUCCAGGUGUUUCUCCAUGGCUUCUUCCCCAAUGAAAACCCCGGUAAGUUUCAUUGUCACUGUUGAAUUCUUGAUUUUUCUUCUUUCUUUCUUAUCAGUCGUCUAUAGUCUCCACUUAAUAUACUCGAGAAAACUCAGAAUCACGGGUUUAUAUAAAAUGGAAACAAACAGUAGUUAGUAUUAUGGUGACUAAACAUAUAAGAAACUUUCAGGAGAGAAAAGGAUGAAAUAGUAAUAAGUAUCACAAUUUUUUCAACUUGGUUCAGAAACAGUUGAACAGAAAUUACUAAGUUUGGUUGUUACCUUUUUACUUUCUUCUUAGUAGUAUCGACCUUCGAACUCGUGGAUCUUCUGCUACUGCUGCUGCUCUGUGUUUUCUUUGGCCGAGUGUCUUCGAUGUCUUUAAGCUUGUAGUAAUGAGGAGCUAUUUCAACUAGCCACUCGGGUUUCAUCUCGGUUAUAUGCCUCAUAUAUUCCUUGGUAGUAAACACUAGCUCAUGAUACACCAGCCACUUACUAGGCGACGCCCCACCAAACAAGCCAGAGUUAGGAUGUACGUAAACAGUCUGAGGUUCUUUCACUCUUCUGUACGAUCCAUCCUUCUGUAACUUUGCAGAAUGCGGGAAGAAUCCCGCCAGGAUCGCCUUCUUAACCGCGUCUAAGUCAUCCGGGCUUGACUCAAGUUCUACUCCAAUCUUCUUAAGAAGUCCAGCUAGCUGUUCACGUAUAUCUCUAGCUCUUCUCAUACUCUUGCUCUGAAUGUAGUUCUCGUAGCACCACUGGCUCGAGUAGUUUGUUUCCUUCCAGGCAUUGUAAACCCUCAACAACGCAAUGUGGUCGCCGACGUUCUCUGUGUAGAAAUUCAUCCUGGCAUUGUCGGCAAGAUAUUGUUGGUUCUUUGGUCGAUAAAAGAUGGAGCUCCCCGUAGACAACAUGGCGGCUAUUGUGAUUAUCUCUUCCGAGCACUUGUACUUCUCCGAACCAACAAUCAUCUUUGAUAGCAUCGGGUCAACCGGAAACUCCACCAUUCUUUCCCCAAGCUUAGUAAUCUCACCGUUUACAUCCAAAGCACCCAGAGCAUAGAGCAACUCCAGAGCUUUUAACAGAGCGUUUUCAGGUGGAGGAUCCAUGAAAUCAAAAGUGAACACAUCUUGAAUCCCAAGGCUUUUCAAAGUAAGUACAACACUCGCAAGGUUUGCCCUUUGGACUUCUGGUAUUGUGGUGGCCUCCAAGUCCUUGACGUUGUACAACCUGAAACAUUUACCCGGACCCGUUCUUCCAGACCGACCAGCUCGUUGCUCUGCGGAAGCCUUGGAGAUAGGAGUUUCAAGCAGAGACUCCAUUCCAGUUCUUGGGUUGUAUGAGUUGAGCUUGCAGUACCCUGGAUCAACUACGUACCUAAUUCCAUCAAUGGUUAAAGAUGUUUCCGCAAUAUUCGUUGCCAGGACAACUUUCCGCGAUCCUUUAGGAGCCGGUUCAAACACUUUUGCCUGUAGUUCGGUCGGGAGAUUUGAGUAGAUUGGGCAGAUAAUGAUCUCAGAGCUCUUUGUACCCAAAUCCAUCAUCCGUAGCUUCAACUUCGUUUCUGCUGUUUCAAUCUCUUCUUGGCCAGUGAGGAAAACCAAAACGUCUCCAGGUGGCUCAGUCUGAUGGAUCUGAAACACAGUGCGUAUCGCUGUCUCCAACCGGUCAGGUUCGGGCCAUUUUUGGAAGAGCUUUUCAACCCGGUAUCUUCUUCCCGGAAUCUUGUAAAUCCGAGCUGAAUCAAAAUAUUCAGAGAACUUUUCAGCUUCAAGCGUUGCACUGGAGAUUAUUAGCCUCAGAUCAGGCCUAACUUUUGCUAAAUCCUUCACUAACCCAAACAGGAUAUCAGUGGACAGCGUUCUUUCGUGCGCCUCAUCAACCAUGAUGACGCUGUAGCUAUCGAGCUUCGGUUCUAUGAGAAGCUCUCGCAACAGCAUCCCGUCAGUCAUGUACUUCAUUACUGUUUUCUCUGAGGUACAGUCUUCGAACCUAAUGGAAUAUCCAACCUCGUGUCCGAGUUUCACACCCAGCUCUUGAGCCACUCGGGAAGCAACGCUCAUCGCAGCAACUCUCCGAGGCUGAGUGCAACCGAUCUUCCCACGCUUUGUGUAACCGGCUUCUUGAAGAUACUGCGGUAUCUGCGUUGUCUUCCCCGACCCUGUUUCCCCAACAAUCACGAGAACCUGAUUCUCUUCAAUGAGUUUCAGCAAUUCGUCUCGGUAUGCAUGAAUCGGAAGCAGUUUCCUCUCUUCCUUAGCCUUUUCCGCAACUGUUCUCGUGUCACAAACUCGGUGUUUCUCAGUUUCCACCUCAUCAGAUGUCUCAACAAAACCUGUUAACUCGUCAAACACAUACUCAUACCCAUCAGAAGCUUGACUCUUGUUCUUUGCGCCAAACUUCACUGUCGCUUUCUGAGCCUGAUGAUCUUCCCAAGCUUCUUGCUCAGUCAUGCGUCUCCUGCUCGUUCCCUCGCUAUAACGCUGCGUCGCCACAGCAAAUCUCUUCCUCUGAUCAAUAACCCCUUCUUGAUCAUAAGCAUCUGGAAUUUUAUAAUAACAACCAUCAUCCCCUACUGUUUUCUUCAGCAGCUCAUACAUUUCUUUCUUGUAUCUAAACUCAAUUUCUUCUUUCUCAGUGAGCUUCACACCAUCAAAAUGUGAUUGCUCAAAUUCUAUCUCAUCCCUCAACUCCUCCAGCUUCUUCUCCUCCCUAUUCUUCAGAUACUCUCGUCUCGAGAGUUCCCUCAACCUCGCUAUCUCAUAGUUUCCCAAAACCUUGUCAUCAUCACCUUCUUCUUCUUUUUCCGAUUCCCUUUUUCUCUUUCUAAAGAUUUUAUUUGGGUUAUUCAGUUUAAAUCUUACAGAAACAGUUCCGCGAGAUAUUUUCUCCUCCGCGAUAAACCUAUCUUCUUCAUCGUCUUCUUCCCUAUGCUUAAACAGAUCGAGAUUCGCAACCGAUGAUCGUACCUGAACUUGCGACUGCAUCUCUUCCGCGAAUUCAACGGUCUUCUUCUCCAGAUCAGUCUCCAUUCUUCGAUUACACCAGAGAUUUCCACGGAAGACGUUACGAGAUAUUGGGAUUGAAACGGAACUCGAGCGAAUUGCGAUUUCUAUUUGACAGAGAGCCCAACCCUAAUUUUCAGAGUUGGUGUUUAGAGUUUCACCCAAAAGAACAAAUCCUACAUAUAUAUUAUAGUCUCAAUUUGGUUUAGGAAUUUCCUUUUUUU
This is a messenger RNA of Thlaspi arvense, 5016 nucleotides long. Lineage: Eukaryota; Viridiplantae; Streptophyta; Magnoliopsida; Brassicales; Brassicaceae. The record is from the annotation of a GenBank genome assembly.